AUGGUCGUGGAUGCAAAUGGCACUUUCAACAACAGCAACAUGAGAUCUUACGUGAUAGAGAGAGAAAAAGAGCCCGGCGCAACAAACAUGAUUUCGGAGGCGCUCGUUCCACACUUGCUGAAGAUUGUUCAAGAGGCGGCAGAGGCGGUAUCCCACUUCACAGCCUUCACCUCUGCUGAUGGAGAAUGGCACCUGGUGCGGGGAACAAAUUCUGAACUACGACAAGGUGGAGAAAGUAUUUAUUGGAGCGAUCCUCACCAUGCUCACGCUGUUUACUAUCUGCGGGAACUUGCUGGUGGUGAUUUCGGUGUGCUUUGUGAAGAAGUUGCGGCAGCCGUCCAACUAUCUGAUCGUGUCUCUGGCGGUUGCCGACCUUUCAAUCGCGCUUGCAGUUAUGCCAUUUGUCAGUAUAACGGACCUUAUUGGGGGGCAAUGGGUUUUUGGCCAAGUCUUCUGCAAUGUUUUUAUUGCCAUGGACGUGAUGUGUUGCACUGCAUCCAUAAUGACGCUGUGCGUAAUUAGUAUAGACAGGUAAGUGCUAUUCCAACUCCUAGUAACCAGUGAUUGAUGGACUGAAAUAGGUGCCGGUACUCAUUUUGGGUGCCGGUGCUGUUUAUAUUUAGGUGCAGGAGCUCCACAAUACUUUUGAGCUCAAGCAGUAGAACAUUUGAAGUGCCGGUACUCAGCUCCAGCUCCGGUGAAGCACUGCUAUUACCUACAUAGAAGGACAAGUGUAUUGUUUGUGUUGUGUGACAAGGUGAAAUCCGUUUUGUUAUGAUUGUUAAUUAUGCAUUUAAUUGUUUAUUGCAUUUAAUUUGUUAAAUAAAAAUUGUGUUUCGUGCACACAUAGGCUACUUGAUGAAAUGGUGUAUUAUAAUCCCAUACGGGAUGGGCACCAAUUGGUGUACUAAAUUAAACUAAAUUAAAUAUAUAUAUAUAUAUUUUAAAUCGAUCAUACAUAUUUACAUAGUAAAUUGAGUGGGUAACACUUUCGCUUCCAGAACCAUAUUUUCACCCUGCAGCGGUUCCAUCCCCAUAUCAGCCCUAUGCGUCUCCCUCUCUCCCUGCAGCGGUUCCAUCCCCAUAUCAGCCCUAUGCGCCUCCCUCUCUCCCUGCAGCGGUUCCCUCCCCAUAUCAGCCCUAUGCGUCUCCCUCUCUCCCUGCAGCGGUUCCCUCCCCAUAUCAGCCCUAUGCGUCUCCCUCUCUCCCUGCAGCGGUUCCAUCCCCAUAUCAGCCCUAUGCGUCUCCCUCUCUCCCUGCAGCUGUUUCCCUCCCAUAUCAGCCCUAUGCGUCUCCCUCUCUCCCUGCAGCGGUUCCAUUCCCCAUAUCAGCCCUAUGCGUCUCCCUCUCUCCCUGCAGCGGUUUCCCUCCCCAAUAUCAGCCCCUAUGCGUCUCCCCUUCCUCCCUGCAGUCGGUUCCUCUUUCCCUCCCAUAUCAGCCCUAUGGCGUCUCCCUCUCUCCCUGCAGCGGUUCCCUCCCCAUAUCAGCCCCUAUGCGUCUCCCUCUCUCCCUGCAGCGGUUCCAUCCCCAUAUCAGCCCUAUGCGUCUCCCUCUCUCCCUGCAGCGGUUCCCUCCCCAUAUCAGCCCUAUGCGCCUCCCUCUCUCCCUGCUUCUGUUCCUAUCAUGUCGUAAUAAUAUUAAUACAAGCACGUAAGGAGUUCGGAAUUCCAUUCUCAAAAGUAUAGCCUAGCUAUAUAGCCUAGUAUAAGUAUAGGCUACAUUCUAAUAAGAUUGUGAUACAGUAUCUUAUUAUAAUUGCUAUAGUUCAUUUGGGGUGAAUAACUCCCCAGUGUUUGUUUUCUGUUGGAAGGUGUUUUCUGUUCAUGUAAUGUAUUUACAGUAGUAUGUUCUGUAUGUAUAGACAGUUUAUGUUUAGCAGCUAUUUAAUGAUAUGCUUUUUUGUUGUUCGUUCUGAGGUACCUGGGCAUAACCAAGCCUCUGACUUACCCUGUGAGGCAGAAUGGCUGUUGCAUGGCCAAGAUGGUGGUGUCCGUGUGGCUCCUCUCCGCCUCCAUCACCCUGCCCCCCCUCUUCGGCUGGGCCCAGAACGUCAACGACAACAAGGUGUGUCUGAUUAGCCAGGACUUUGGUUACACCAUCUACUCCACCUCAGUGGCGUUCUACAUCCCCGUGUCCGUCAUGCUCAUAAUGUACUACCGCAUCUACCGCGCCGCCAAGCUCAGCGCCGCCAAACACACCAUCACGGGCUUCCCGCGGGUCGGGGAGGAGGAGGAGGCGCGGGGGGGAGAGGAGGAGGCCAUGGAGGAGCAGGAGGAGGAGGAGGAGAGCGUGGACUGUGUGUCGGCCGCCCUGAGGCUCCACAGGGAAGUUGAGGAGUGCACGCGAUUCUCGCGCCUCAUGAGGAGCAACCGGAGGAACAUGUCCAUCUUCAAGCAGGAGCAGAAGGCAGCGGCCACCCUGGGGAUCGUGGUAGGGGCCUUCAGCGUCUGCUGGAUGCCAUUCUUCCUGCUCUCUACGGCCAGACCCUUCAUCUGCAGGGUGGACUGCCCUAGCUGUGUGCCCUUGUGGGUGGAGAGGACCCUGCUGUGGCUGGGCUAUGCCAACUCCCUCCUCAACCCGUUUAUCUACGCAUUCUUCAACAGGGACCUGAGGACCACCUACAGCAACCUGCUGCGUUGCCGCUACCGCAAUAUCAACCGCAAGCUGUCUGCCGCCGGGAUGCACCAGGCCCUCAAACUGGUUGAAAAGACUAACUCUGUUAUCUAA
This is a messenger RNA of Coregonus sp. 'balchen', 2727 nucleotides long. NCBI's taxonomy places the organism in Eukaryota, Metazoa, Chordata, Actinopteri, Salmoniformes, Salmonidae. The record is from the annotation of a GenBank genome assembly.